Xyrauchen texanus (razorback sucker) is the source of this 2273-nucleotide messenger RNA. It is a transcript of the gene arrb2a, whose product is annotated as arrestin, beta 2a. Gene Ontology annotation, biological process: G protein-coupled receptor internalization; signal transduction; positive regulation of ERK1 and ERK2 cascade. Bases 106 to 1347 code for a protein of 413 amino acids. Gene Ontology annotation, molecular function: angiotensin receptor binding. Lineage: Eukaryota; Metazoa; Chordata; Actinopteri; Cypriniformes; Catostomidae. The transcript is spliced from 16 exons. Gene Ontology annotation, cellular component: cytoplasm. The record is from RefSeq and is a predicted model, not a curated record.
CCCACCUCCAGCUGCCAGGGAGCGACUGGAGCUGUUGUGUUUACACUGUAUGCCAUAGCGCUGUAAUUUCCUGCACAAAUUCCCACAGCCAAAUUCUCCCUCAUUAUGGGGGACAAGGCGGGUACCCGGGUGUUCAAGAAGUCCAGUCCCAACUGCAAGCUUGCAGUAUACCUGGGAAAAAGAGAUUUUGUGGAUCACCUAGAUCAUGUGGACCCUGUUGAUGGUGUGAUCCUGGUGGACUCUGAAUAUCUCAAAGAUAGAAAAGUAUUUGUCACUUUAACCUGUGCAUUUCGGUAUGGCCGCGAGGACCUUGAUGUUCUUGGGCUUUCCUUUCGAAAAGAUCUUUACAUCUCGACUUUCCAAGCCUAUCCUCCCAUUCCAGAGGAAUCCAAGCCCAGCAGUCGUCUGCAGGAGAGACUUUUGAAGAAACUGGGCCAGCAUGCUUAUCCUUUCCAUUUUACUAUCCCACAAAACUUGCCAUGUUCAGUUACCUUGCAACCCGGGCCUGAGGACACAGGAAAGGCCUGUGGGGUGGAUUUUGAGGUCAGGGCUUUUUGUGCCAAAUCAAUGGAAGAGAAGAAUCACAAAAGGAAUUCAGUACGGCUAAUUAUACGUAAGGUCCAGUAUGCCCCUGAGAAACCCGGCCCACAGCCAAUGGUGGAGACUACGAGGAGUUUCCUAAUGUCAGACCGCUCUCUACACCUGGAAGCUUCACUAGAUAAAGAGCUGUAUUACCAUGGAGAACCCAUCAGUGUUAACGUCCAUGUCACCAAUAACUCAACCAAGACUGUCAAAAGGGUUAAAAUAUCAGUACGACAGUAUGCUUAUAUCUGUCUCUUCAGCACAGCGCAGUACAAAUGUACAGUGGCUCAGAUAGAGGCAGAUGAUCAGGUGGCAUCAAGCUCAACGUUUUGUAAAGUGUACACACUCACGCCCACCCUCAAUAACAAUCAGGAGAAGAGAGGCCUAGCACUGGAUGGAAAACUCAAACAUGAGGACACCAACUUGGCGUCUAGCACAAUCGUGAAGGAUGUGAGUAAUAAAGAGGUUCUGGGGGUCCUGGUGUCAUAUCGGGUCAAAGUCAAGCUGGUGGUCUCCCGUGGAGGGCUUUUAAGCAGUUUGCUGGAGAGGGAUGUCUCAGUGGAACUGCCGUUUGUCUUAAUGCAUCCUAAACCCACAGACUUCACCCUUUCCCAUUCAACCUCUGCUGCUCCAGUGUUGGAUCCACCGAUUGACACUAACUUGAUAGAGUUUGACACAAACAGUUUAACCCCAGAUGAUGACAUUGUUUUCGAGGACUUUGCUCGCUUGCGGUUAAAAGGAGUAAUUGACAAGGAGGACUGCUGAACGCUCCCUGUGCCCUUUUUAACAUCUUGUUCAUGAAGAACAGAAGCUCUUCACAUCUCAAUGAACAUCACAUGGUGCCCAGAAUGAAUAGUCUCUCUAUGGCCAUAACAAUGAAAUAAUUCUUCUCAUCUCAUUGAGGCUGACGCAGUAUUUAUACAUAUUUUACGGAAAAGUGGAGAAAAGUACAUAUAUCUUUAAAAAGGUGCUGAAGUAAGAUAAUCAGGGAGGAGAUCCCAGGGAAUUACAUUCAUUUUUGCAUAGGCAUGUGAUAACUAUAUCUCUCGUAUUGUGCCAACUGUUAUUCUGUCAUAAUUUUCUUACCCAUGUUGUUCCAAAACAAUAUUAGUCUUUAUUCCAUGGAGCAAAGAAGAUGUUAGGAAGAAUGCUAGACACUGUCACCAUUCACUUUAACUGCAUCUUUUUUCCAUACAAUGAAAGUGAAGGGUGACUGAUGCUAACAUUCUGCCUAACAUCUCCUUUUUUGGAAGAUAUGAAGUCUUAUGGGUUUGGACUAACAUGAGAGUGAGUAAAUAAUGACACAAUUUUCAUUUUUUGGGUGAACUAACCCUUUAAGUAUGGUAAAUCAGUUUUAAUUUUUAAAAGCCUCUGUAUUUAUUACUUUUCAAAGACAGUCAUGCUAUUCCUGUGAUUUGUGUAAAAUAGCUCCCUGUGCAUUACACUAUGAUGUACGGUUUCAGUGUCAUGGGAUGUGCAUGUUUCUCAGUGCUGCUGUUUGGAUGGUAUGUGUUUGAACAAGCUAUUCCUUAAGGUUGUAAAUAUAUGAAAGUGCUGCUUUAGAUCUGUUGGACUGCUGCGUUUGUUUAAAAAAAGAAAACUUUAAUUAAUGGAUGUGUAGAGAUUUAACAUCCCUCAGGAGAAAGGAAAAACAAUAUUAUGACGUUCAUAAUCACAGGAUACACUGUUUG